Lecanosticta acicola is the source of this 2379-nucleotide messenger RNA. The record is from the annotation of a GenBank genome assembly. Lineage: Eukaryota; Fungi; Ascomycota; Dothideomycetes; Mycosphaerellales; Mycosphaerellaceae.
AUGUCUACCCUCAGCCGUGAGAAGCUAUGUGAGGAGGAGCCAAUAUCACCACUCGAAUCGCCAGCCUUGACUCCAGGAUCAUCAACAAACGAAUCCGACCAUGCGAGAAUCACACCACACAUCCCGUCGCCUACCGUUCCGCCACGUCAAUAUCGCGGCCGAACGUCCACACGCUCCGGCAGAGCAUCAGCACCCUCGCAUAUAUCGACUCGCCCGCCAUACGACGGCACUCGAAAACCCAUCAGAUUCAAACAUGUCGCAGAAGACGGCACAAAACUCACGACAUUCUCCGUUAUAUCUGUCAGCACGACACCCCAAAGCAGCGAACUGAACUCUCCCAUUUUGAAGCCGCAGUUAACGAUCAACGUCCCUCCUAAUGCGAAACCACGCGAUCUCCAUGCCGACCUACAUUGGGAAGUCAAUACGCAGAAUCCUCGGAAUUGGAGCCGGCGGAGGAAAUGGAUGCAUACGCUUGUUCCCUCUGCCCUUGCGUUCAUGUUCGCUCUCGGAGCUACGGUCCUAGCGCCUGCGAGGGAGGAGUUCAAGACUGACACCAAGACAUCCACGGCGACCUCCGUACUGCCAUUGUCGCUUUACGUCCUUGGACUGGCUUUCGGACCGCUGCUAAGUGGGAUUGCAAGCGAGGUCUUUGGGAAGAAGAUCGUGUACAUGCUUUCUAUACCGCUCUAUGAGAUCUUCAUGCUGGCAUCCGGACUGGUUGCAACGACGUCCGGCAUCCUGAUCUGCAGGUUUCUUGCCGGCGUCUCCUGCUCACCUGCGUUGCAACUCAGAUGGAGUACGCUUGACGAUGUCUGGACGCUGGAAGAGAAGGUUCUGCCUCUGGCGAUAUGCAUCGGCUCGGUGCUUCUGGGCUCCACCAUGGGACCGGUGAUAGGAGGUGUGGUGACCUACCACAAGGGAUGGAGGUGGACACAGUUUGUGGUCGUGUUUGCUUUCGCAGGCUGCGUGUUGCCUGCAAUUGCCAUGAAAGAAACGAGCAAGAAAGCGGUCCUGAGGAGGAAGAAUGGCGAAUCUGCACGAGCACCCAUCACGGCCCCGGAAAUGGUAUCGUUCCUCUCGAAGCCGUUGCGAAUGUUGUGGCGUGAGCCGAUCGUGGCCCUCUACACGGUCCACAUCGCUUCCCACGUGGGUGUCACGUAUGCCAUCUACACCGUCUUCCCCUCGAUCCUCGGAGAUGCCGAGCAUUUCGAUCUGCGAAUCUCAGGGCUCGCGUUCAUCAGCAUGAGCAUAGGGCUCCUCCUUGGCCUGUGCAUCAUUGUCGCCCACGAGAUGAUCAUAUAUCGCCCCCGCGUGGCCAACUACAGAGACUCGCGUGCCACGGAGGGAGAGAAGACUCUCAGCCCCGCGAAACGAAGCAGCACGAAGCGCAACAGACUGAGCUUCGGCCCUUCUAGUGAGCAAAUCCGUCUGAAUACCGCGCGCUCGCCCGGUGGCAGUGGAGGCCGAAGGAGGAGCAUCUUCCAAUCCCUCAAACGAUUAUCCUUCGGCGCCGCGUACAGAAACCUCGUAGCUCCGGAUCAAGACCCUCGAGAUAACAUACGCAUGGCUGUUGCCGCGGCGAGAUAUCUGAACGGCUUGAAGGCAAACGAGGGCCGGAGGAUCAUGCCGGAGAGGGUCUUGCUGCUGUUGAACCGAGGCAUGGAAUAUGCGCAUCUGUGCGCGGCGUUGGAGGGAUACAAGCUGAAGCUCGAUCGGGCCGAGUUGGCCAAGGUGUUAGUUGCGGCUCUCAGUGAAGAGACGAAAGAGCCCGCUGUCGCUCACGCUCUCGCUCCCCCAAGCAGUCCGCGAUCGAUUCCUUCCCAAGAUCGGCGUCGUGACGCCGCCAUUGCCGCACUGGGAGUCGAGUAUCCUCGACUCGCGGCACUCGCUCCAACCACGCCCCCUACACGCCCUUACGAGCCCGUUACCCAUCGCCGAAAACUCUGGAUCCCACCAUCCAACAUCCCGCCCCCGGAAUGGCGACUCUGGCUCUCCCUGCCGGCUUCCUUGCUCACGCCGGCUUCCCUCUUCCUGCUCGGCUGGACCGCGCACGAUCCCAUUCACUACAUUUUUCCUAUCAUCGCCCUGACCCUUUACGCCGUCAGUACCUUGCUCGUCGCCAUGGGCUUGACGCUGUACAUCAUGGAGAGCUACGGACCGACACAAUCCCCUUCCGCGGUCGCCGCUUGCACGGUGACGAGUGCCAUCUUCGGGUUUGCAUUUCCACUCGUCGCGGUGCCGAUUUACGAAAGUCUAGGGCCCGGGCUGGCGACGAGCGUGUUGGCUCUCGUGGCAGUCCUCUUGGCAUUGAUUCCCGUGGUUUUCUAUAUCUUUGGGCCUGCGCUGAGGAAGAGGAGAAAAUUGAAAGAUACUCAAUGA